GAACAUUUUGUGAGGGCACUGUAAAUUUCUGAUCAGGUGAUUUUCGGAGGCUCUUUCAAAAAGUUUUCUGUAAUGUGAUGCCACCUUGGGGACUGGCAAAAAAGCCUGUCAAGUUGUUCCUUAAUUUCUCAUUCGGACAGUUUCUUUCUCAGCCUUUGGAAGAUGAUCAAAUUAUAAUAACCUCCAACGGCAUUGGAUGUAAAGAUAUAUAUUUUAACAUUGAUAAACUAAAUGCAUUGUUAUCUGAAAGUGGAAUACCUGUGGUUUUCUGUGUGGCUUAUAUUGCUGAAGUUGUUAUUUCCCUUCCAUGGAGUGUCGAAAUCAAGGGUAUCGAUUUUGUUAUUCAAGCAUUAUCAGAAGUUUCCUCCCCAUCUGGAACAGAUGAACUGUUCAAUUCAAUGAUAUCUAGUGUAUCAACCGCAGCUUUCGCUGUAGCCAAAGCUGCAAAGGAUUCUACAAUCCCUGACAAUUUUUUCGAGGAAACGUUUACUCACACAUCAGACGAUGUUGAUCUUAAUGACAAAGAAAAAAUUCCAAAAAGUUUACAAGAGCAAGCUUAUCAAUUUUUCGAAAAUCUUACAGCUGCUGCCGAAACAAUGAAUGUUGGUACAAAAGGCGCAAGCUCUUACGUUGAUCAAGACAGUAAACAAAGAAUUGCUCAUAUGAUCGAUUCAUUGAUUGCACAGACCACUAUAGUUCUACGCGAUGUUAGUAUUCGUAUUGAAUGUGAAUUAAGACUUCCUGGAAUAGAUCGUGCCUCAGGAUUAACCUUAACCAUUAAACAUUUAUCUAUUUCAAAUCAAUAUAAGACUGAAGAAAAACAACAAUCAACUCCAUCGAAUACAUCCAGCAGUGGUCGUUGGUCAUGGUUAUGGUGGUGGCAAAGUUCAAAUAACAAUAACGUCCCUACCGGAAAUAGCUCAGUAUCAUCAUCGUCAUCUACUAAUUCUACCUCUACACCAGCCGGAAGUUUAUCAACCAUGUUGCAUAAAAUCAUCCACUUGGAAGAGGCUGAUUUAUUCUGGGAUUUAUGGAGUACUUCUGGUCAUGUGCAAGGUUGUUCAAGCUUGUGUAGUUCUCUAGAUCCAAGCCAACCUCCAUGCUCUCCACUUCCUAACAAGACAUGUGGUCCAACAGCUGAUACACUUGUCUCAUCAGCUAAACUUCUAACGUUAUCUGGUUCAGAGCAUACUGCGCGAUUGAGUUUACGUGUUGGUUCCGCAUUGAAUGUGUCACACAGCCUUACACCUUCAAAUAUACAAUUAGAUGAUCUACCACGAACGAUUAAUACUGAUACUAACAACUCUAACACCAACUUGGUUAAUAUGUCAGACUUUCAGUUACGUUUACAUGUGGACUUGGGACCUAUUGUUGCUUGUGCUUAUCCUAGUCAGUUUUACUGGUUACACAUGAUGAUUGGUCAACUUGUACAUAUUUAUGACGACUAUAUAGAACAUAGUAAAAAGAUAUCAGAACAAACUAAACUAGAAAAUGAUAUGACAUAUUACUAUUCUGAUUUAUUAACAAAUAACAAUUUAUCAAAUAUAAUGGAUGAGAAUGGUUGUAUCAGUGUAGCUACAUCAACUUUGAAUAAACAUAUUGGUGAUUAUUCGGACCAUAGAAACUAUCAAAAACCCCAUUCGCCUUUGCGUAAUAAACCUAGAGAAGCUCAUCUAAUUGAUUUAGAUUUAACACCGAGCCCAAUCAACCCUCAAAAUCUAACCUCUACAAUGCUAAAUAGUGAAUUAUUUCGCUCCUGUUUGAGUGAUGUGUCAACUACCACGAUGUAUGGAGAUAAUGCCAUUCCAAACCAACAUUUUGAUCAUCUCUACUUACCAAAACCUGAUAGUAAUAAUGAUUCAGCUCAAGUAGCUACAAAAUGUAGUAUGUCAGUAAAUAUACUAUGUAUAGCUUUUGUAGCUUUUUAUGAAGAUGAAUCUGUAUUGACACGUGAACAGAUAGCUGAAGGAACUUCAUUUUCCGCAUCAUCUAAUAUGAACUCCUCUGUACAUAAUUGGCGAUCAAAUGAAGAGAAGUUAUUAAAAAAAGAUGAUUCACUAGGAUUGAAUGAACAAGAUUCACUAAAUGCUGAUGAGAUAAAUGAUACAAGUACAUUACCAGAACAUCAGUCACGUAAUUGUGGUGAUAAUAAGUAUUAUGGUCAUAAUAAUAAUGAUAAUUCUGCUGGCUCUUACUCUACAACAACUGGUUGUACAGCGAUAUUACCAGGGCCAUCAAUAUUUUUUGGACGAUUUCAUGGUCUCAUACCAACUCCAAAUUGUCGGUUAAAAUCUGAUAGUGCUCGCAAUCAAUUAGAUGAUAACGAAGACGGGGUGGAUAUGCUGCAUUCUAAGUGUCAACCGAUGAUUAUUAACCGUCAAGAUGUGGAUACUGGUCGUAUGUCUCCUUCGGAAUGGGUAUCACAUUUGAAAUAUCAAUUUUCCAAUAUGGCUUAUCCUCGUGAUCAUCUAUGUUUCGUCGGUGGUUUAUGGCAUAUGGAACUUUCUAAUAAUUAUUUGAUUAUACCACGUGGUCCAUCGAUAAAUCAAUACUCCUCCUCCACUCAAUUAUGCUUUAAUAUCCAACUUUUUGGAGUUCACUUAUCAGAGUGUUUAUUUCCUAGUCAAACCAUCACGACAACAAAGAAAGCAAAUGAACUGAGGACACAAAAUAUAAAAUUGGAAUCAUUUGAACUAUUUCAUUUUCCAUGCCCUUCUACAUCGUCAUUCCCGGGAUCCGAUCGCACAACAAGAUCUCUUUCAAAUGAGCCCGCUAUAAAAUUACAUGGGAAUUUAUAUUUACCUCAUAUAGAUGUAGAUAGUCCUUCCAGGAUAACUUCAGGGUCACAGAUAUACCAAGACUUUGUCGAUGAAAUUCACAUUGAUUUUACUCAUUUCUGUGUGGAUUUGGAUAUCAGUAUUAUGGAUCGUAUACAUCGUAUUACCGAUGCAUGGGCAGCUGCAUCGGAAGCUGUUAGUCGUUUAUCACCAUUAAGACCAUCUGAUUUUAACCAUCAUACAGAAUGGUGUGAUACAGACAUAAAUAAUGAUAUUCCAGUUACAAUGAAGUCUGGUCAUGAUCAUCAUGCAGAACUGAAUUCAGUUAAUAAAUCCAAAAAUUCAUUCACACACAACAUCCCUCCUUCAACCGAUUUUCAAUCAAAUCAAAUAGAUUCAUUGAGGCAUUUUCAGUCAUCAACGAUUAUGACAGUGAAAUGUCACAGUUUUGAGCUUAAUUUACGCUUUCCUAUUCCUAUAGAAGCAAUAAAAACGACCUCUGGUCAAAAAAUUGCAGAAAUUCGUUCAAAAUUAUGGGGUGCCGGGACAGUAUACAACUUGGAUCAAUCAAAUUCUGUACAAAGUAUAUCAUGGUGGGCUAGGACAGUUCGUAAAGAAUAUCUUUCUAUAUUUAUGAAAAAAAUUCGUCUAACUUUUGAUAAUUCCAAAGAGUCAUCCCCGAAAUUACAACCAUUUGGUAGACCAAACGAUCAUUUACAAAAUGUUACAAAAUCUAAAAUUUCUUCUUUUAAAAAUGGAAAGCAUAACGGAAAUGAACAGGAACUAGAACUAAUUAUAGGAUCCAUAUCAGUACAUUUGGCUAAUGAUGAUCUAAACAUACAAUCAAUGCCUAUCGUAUAUUUCACAACAAAAAUGAAUCCUAUUCCUGAACCAAUCAAAGUGUAUAUACGCAUAUCUCCCAGUGGACAAACUGAUCUUGUCGAGUGUGUAAAUGAAAAUCCAAUGAAUAAAGAUUUUGAUGAACAGACAACAACUAGAGAACAACCUGCUCAAUUUGAAGUAGGCAUUGAUCUAACGACCUUUAAUGAGUAUAUUUCAUCAUCUGAUCAAUUUUAUAAUCCAAAUAGAUCUAAUCAUGAUCAUUCUGUUGAAUGGUCAUUAUGGAAUCAAGCUAAUCCUAAGCAAAAUUGUUUUAUUCCUUUAGUAGUCAGACAGAACUUUGCUCAAGAUGCACCAAGACCUCAUUCUAAACAGAUAACUUAUUACCCUGGUAAUAAAGCUCAUAUGUUCGCCUAUCGCCAAUCUGCUAGUAUGCAUACCCACUUAUUUGUACACUUUAAAAUACCUUUGGCUGAAAUCACAAUUGAACAUAAACAAACAGUAGAACUACUUUGUUUACGAUUAAUGUAUGAUCUUUUAUUAUGGCAAUCAUUAUUACCUAAUGAUCGUCGCCUACGUGCAACAUUAAAACGUCCAAAUCAUACUUGUCAAACAGUAGAUAAUGUGACAAAUUUACAAUCGGAUCAUCGUUAUUGGUUUUUAAGUGAUCCUGCUCCUUUAGCCAGUAUCUAUGCUCAUCCAGACGCUGCACGAGCAGCCGCUGAACUUGAAGCAAUAUCACCAAUUGGUUAUUAUAAUGUAAAUCAUCAUCCAAGCGGUCUACAUUAUCAUUCAGUUAAAAGUGAUGAAGAAGAAGAUAGUGAUUAUGCUGAAAAUGAUUUAAACGAAUUAUAUAGUAAUACUUUUAAUAUCAAAGACAAUACUAUUAGCAAUCAUUACACAAAAUAUAAGAAAGAGAAUGUAAACCGUUUUAAUAGUAAAAUCUCUUGGUCAAAUGAUUUACGAAGAAAUGUUAACAAUAAGAAUAAUAUAAAUUUAAAUCAACACUCCUUGUUGCAUAAAAGCCGUCAACGUUGUACUGGUAAUCAUCGUACUAAUAAUAACACUACUUACAGUGCAGAUCAUAAAGUAGUAGGACCAUUAACAAAUACUUCUGUUCAAUUUCAAUCCUCUAUUUGUUUGCAAUUAGAUAUAAAUUCCUUACAAUUUACAACAUUCCUUCCUGAAUCACAAUCAUCAUCUGUGGGAGGAAUUCGACUGACUGAAAAAGUGAUUAUAAAUGCUUCUAAUACUACAUUAUUUACUGAGCUUUCGCAUAAUUCUAAUCCGAAUUUAAAUUAUGUUGAAAUGGAAGUUGGUGAAUUCGAUAUAUCUUAUAGUUGUAGCCAAAAUCCGAAUUCUGAUAAUCAUAGUUCUGCUGAUAACGCUCACCCAUCAUCAUCAGAUUCGGCAGCUAGUUUAUGGCCAGUUUUAAUUCAUCUUUCAUGGGAUUCUAUUGGCUAUCCAUAUGGUUCAACACUUCAUCAAGUUGGUGUAUCUACCGCGAAUUCAUCGAACGAACCAACUUUUAGCAUGGCUUUAGAACAUAGACAAAUUCAUCGUUUAUCCGAUUCAGGUAAUUCAACGUACGAUGAUGAAUUCAUUUUGACUCUUCGAAUUCAAGAGGUUUGUUUUGUUUAUUGGCCACUAUUCAGUUUAAAUAAUCGUUGGGAUAUUUAUUCAAAUAUUGGCAAUCCCAAUUUAACAACUCCAGUCAAUUCUUCACAUUCUACUACUACCACUACUAAUUUUAAUUAUUUAACAGGUUUACCGAAUUGGUUUAUUCGAUUUUGUAGUUUAUAUCAAACUCCUAAUUUAUCAUUCAUUACAGAAGAAUAUCCGAGUUAUUAUGCACCAGCUUGUCUAUUCUCUCAACAUUUACACUUUGAACAUUUAACGGCUACAUUUUCAAUGCCUUACCCAGAAUAUUUUAUCUUGUCAACAAAUAGGCCGACUUCUGUAAAUUAUCAAAUGCCUAUUUUACAUUUUAUGAUUGGUUGUGAAUCAACUAGUAUUACUGUAAAUACAGCUAUGGAAAUGUUGACAUUUUGUUCAUCAAUAAAUAAUAAUAAUCAAGUCGAUAUGCAACCUGGAAUGUUAGUUAUGGCAUUUAUUAAUAAUCUGGCCAUAUUUGUAUUCCCUUUUAAAUUUAAUUCAAUCAAUCCAAAUUCAUUGAAUCCUCGGUUAUGUGAUAUCAAUUCUUCUCAUCCAUUAUUAAUUAAUUUUCGUCAUUGGCUUAGUACAUUCGAUUUGAAUAAAGCUGUUUGUAUAGCAAGCCUAGAUCAUUUGGAAUUAAAAUGUUUUUCUGAGCCAAUUAUUAUACCAAAUGCAACUGAUGAUAGUAAUAGUAGUAGUAGUAAUAUUCACCGUAGUAAGUCUUCAUUUACCUGUCAAAAUUCUGCAAUCCCUACUACUACUACUAAUCGAUUCGAUAUGCGUAUUACAAAUAACCUAUUGAAAAUUAACACAUGUGCUGAUAUUUUAGUCAUUUUACAUAAAUUCGUUGAAUUAUUAACAAUAUAUGAUAUGAAUAAUUAUAAUACAACUACUCCUUCACCAACAAUGCAUUCAUCACCAAUCCAUGUAAAGAAUACAUCAUCAUUAAAACUAGAUCCAACAUUAUGUCCACAACUUCAUGCAUCAAGUCCAAUUCCAUCUGGUUCAGCUUACUCGAAUCCUUUUCGAAAUAUACUCGAUGAUAAUCAAUGUAAGAGUGGUUCAGUUAGUAGCCUUGAUCUUAUACAAGAUGCAAUUUCUGAUGUAGAUUCUGUUCAUUCAUCACCAUUUAAAAUUGGUAAUGUAAAAAGAUCAUCGGCUGUGGAUAUUCCUUCAAAUAUCUUACAAACUUCCAGUAAAAACAAAGAAUCAUUAACAAGAAAAGUAGAGAAAAAAUUAGCUAUUAACACUUGUCCAACUCCCCAACCAUGUCGUACUGUACAUAGUAGUAGUAAAAGGAAAUCGAAUACUUCAAUAAAUAAUGAUAUAAAAUCAUGUAGUUCUAGUCCUUGUCCCAUUAAUACUUCUAAUGAUGCUACGUCUAUGAAUGAUAAAAGUAAAAAUCAACUAUACUUAGAUCUAUCUGAUCAAUUGAAAUCUAUGUCAAGUCGCUCACACAAUUCUGGACCAUCAAGUCUUUCUGAUGAUUUUGUUUUCAUUGAUCCAUCCACUGUUCCAGUAUUGAAUUAUACAACACCAAAAGAAAAAAUUCGUUGUUUACUUCAACCAACUAAACAAUUGUCGAGCCCCACUAUCACUACUAAUGAUCAAACUUCGUCACCAUUGAUAAGUUUUGAUAUUCAUGAAAAUUUCUACUCUCCACCUAGUUCCACUACAAAUUUUAAAAAUUAUCGUGCUAACCGAUGGAAUCGUUUAUUCAUUGAUCCUGUUAAAAUUUAUCCACGUCCUUUAUUAGCUAUAACAUUGUAUGAUUUUUCAUGUGAAUGGAAUAUAUAUGGUGGCAAUGAUUUGUUACCUACUUCGUCAGCAGCAACAACUCCAUUGUUAGGCAAUAUCCCAUCCAAUGAGAUAUCUAUCCCUGUUCCACCACAUAAUAAAUCCCCAGUGCUAUCUUCCUCAUCACCACUCAAAGAUCCUACUCAAAAAUUAAUAACUCCAUCUCGUUCAAAUGAAUCACUUCUAACUAAUAAAAGUGCUACAAAUAUACGAUCUGGUGGGAAUAUUUCACCUAAUCAAAUGUUAAAAUCCUGUCCUAAACCUGGCUAUCGUUUUCGUCAUGGUCAACCGCUUAUUAAUAAACCAAGUAGUAGGGGUAGUGUCGGUGCCAGUGGUCCUGUUCGUAUGCAUUCGAAUGAUUCACGUUCGGAAAAUAUUUCGUUACAAUCGCCCAAAGAUUCAAAAGGUAUCCGUUCUCGUUUAACAUUGUAUUCACAAGGUGGCCCAGGACGUCAGCUUGAUAAUUGUAUCUCAUUCAAUAUCUCAAAAUUAUACUUUCGACAAGCGAAGUUCCCAGCUCGUAUGAAAAAAUCAAUUCAUCAGCAUCAAGGACAACAACUGAAUUCAUCACAUAAUUUAUUCAGUCUAACUGUAGAUCCAUUUCAACGUUUAAUUAUUCAUGUCCCAUCUGUUGUAAUAGUUGAUCAUGUUAGUAGUUCAAAUGUCAAUCAAUUACUUUACUCAUAUAAUCGAAACUAUUCACCAAGUAUCAAUUUACUACCGCAUAAUUUAGAUACACCAAUGUUACGUAUGGUUGUUGUCUGUUGGCCAGUUAUACCAAGUUAUUUAGAACAGGAUAAUAUUUCAUUAUUAUCUCAACAACAAAUAGUAGAAAGAAGCAAGGUUGACAAUGAAAAAUUUGUAAGAAAAGGAGAAAAUGUUAACAUUGAUGAUAAUGAUGAUACAGAAGAUGAAGACAAUGUAUCAAAUGAUUGUUCAGUGAAUAUAACACAAUUACAAUCUAUGAAAAAUUUCGAUUAUAUUUAUUUACCACAACCUAAUAAUCUUGAAGUGGAAAUUAAACUAUCUAUUCAACCAUUGAAAAUUAAUUUAGAUCAAUAUACACUGCUGUUUUUAUACGAAUAUCAAGAAAAUUUCAAAAGGUUGCUCACUGCUUCUUCAAGAGAAUCAGACAACUUUCAGAUGGGACAAUCUGUAUCAAGCUUGGAGUUUAGAUCUCCAACUCAAGUAUGUACUCAAUAUGGCUUAGCUUCAAGUCCUAAUAUCAAUCCAAGUAACUCAACACAGCCUCAUUUAAAGCAAUACAAUGAUAAUGUUAAUACAGUUCCUUCACCACAGAGUAUUUUAGUUCGUCCAGUUUACUUUCCAAUGGACCCUAUCGAACAUAAUCAGCCUGUUUUAUUUAUAAGAAAAUUCACUUUCUACCCUGACUUAUCUGUUCACCUUGAUUAUCAUGGAAGGCGUUUGGAUUUGAGUGGGGGUUCAUUUCAUGGCUUACUUGCAAUGCUUCUUCAAUUAACGAAUGCUGAAUUCACAAUUCCUCGACGUGUUUAUCAACGUGGUUAUCAAAGUUUCGAUAGAUUAAUUGAAGAAGUUGUAGAAGAUUUAAGUUCUAUUAUCUCAGCACAACUACCUCAUGCUAUUGUAACUAGUUUUGGUCCAAUGCAUGAAGUAACACAAUUUCGUAAGUUACAUUGAAUUGAUUUGCUAUAUUUUAUUUCUCGUCUGAAUAAUAUUUUGUGUAUGAAAAUUAAGUAAUAAACGUUAUUUAAGUGGUACUUUUGUUGUCUACAUUGUACUCAUCAUAAAAAUAAUUUAUCAUCGUUCUAGGAUGAUUGAAUAUUCAUUCAACUUAUUUACAAAUUCAAUGCUUACUAGAUUCUUUCACUUCUGUGUUACUAUGAUUGCUUUCACUUACACACUGAUUGACUGACUAUACUCUCUUUAUUCUGAUCUAAAUGAGCCAAAACUAUGUAAAUCAGAACUAAUAGCCAGAUCUUAGUUAUUAUUAUUUAGAACAAUUCUGACUGACAGACUGUGAUUUUAAUGAUUAAAGGUGAAGUAUAAUCGAUUAAUUGCUAACAAAACACAAUCAGAGUAUUUUUUUAAUUCGUUGGAGUAAAUUAAGAAUCAUAAUCUACCCCCCUAUCAUAAAAUAAUCGAGUUGAUAUUUCUUGAAAAAUUAUUGUUUAAUGUGAAUUUUAAUUUCACCAAAUACAUAGAGAUAAAAAUAUGACAUCGUUAUGACUGCUGUUCUAGUCACGUAAUUAAUUUGAGGAAACCAGAUUUUCUACUUUAACUAAUUACGAUGAUUGACGGAUAAGAUCAUGUUUUGCUACAAAUAAAACAAUUUAAUCUUAAUAAUAACUGAAUCAUUUAUGCAUGACAAACAAAUUAAUCAUUUAGUUAUUACAUCAUAUUUGUCUUUUUCUAAUAUCCAAUAUAUUUUCAGGAAAUAUAUUGUCCUCCUAUUACAUGAGUUUUCAAAUCAUUAUUCUCUAUUGCUUAAGAUUAGUUGCAAUCUGUCGGUCAAGAAAUUCGAUGUGACUAAGUUAACGAAGUAUGAUGUGAUCACAAUAAUGUAGUGGAUUAAGCUUAGUAACAAGUGUUUAGAAGCUGGAUACGCGAAGUAGUCUGUUAUCUUUAUUAGUAACUAUCAUUAAUUAUAUAAUAGCUGUGAUACUGUCCGAUCGCCCGAAACGAAGCACGUAGUUUCUUCAAAAGCCAUAUUCUCUAGGCGAUGGAGAAACGUCAAUUAAUGCUAUCUCAUGUUAUUCAAUAACCGUAGUUGGUUCAAAUGCUAUUCAUUCCCUUAGGAUUCUAUAGCCCCUGUGUACAACUGGUUUAGAAUAAUGGUUCCUUAACUCUUUUAAGUGUUCUUUCCCCAUUGGCCGGAUGUAAGCGCCGUAUGCCUGCUCUCACCCUUCUGCUCUUAUGAACUCUCGUAUUUCAAGGCUUCUUUGAAUGAGAUUAUAAAUGCGCUGCUGUAUGAAAACAUUUCAAGAGAGAUGACUUUCCUCACCUUUGAUGGGACUAGUUCGUCUGGAGCAUGUUCGAAAACACUUAUUGAGAACUCUGAACCUUGGCUCCAUUUUUCCCAGUUAUAAAUAACCUAGAAACUCAUCCAACUACAACUUGUAUUGUUCAUAUCUAUCCAUUAAGAGAUAUUUUCACAGAUAUCCUCAGAUGUUAAGUUACACCUUCACAAAAAUGAAACAGGCCGUCUCCUAACAAAUAUUAUUAAGUUCGCAAAUAUUGGUCCAUGACCGUUUGUUCAUAACACAAGAUCUAGAUAUAUCUUACGGAUAAAUCUGAUUUUUUCUUUAUCAUUCCAAGUAUUCAUUAAGUUUUUCAUUGUUUCUUAAAGCUAAUAGAUUAUUCCAUUGAAAGUCUCUCUAAUGUGAUUUUUACGUCGUUAUAUGAACUUCUCUCAGUAAUGUAUCGGUUACGCUAGAUUUAGUUAACAAGGGUAUUAUUGCUGUUAAAUCGUGCACUAUUGGUUCUUCAUGUGUACUGUCGUAAUACACAUCGAAAUCUUAUUCUUAUAUUUCAGUUCUCGGUUUAUGGGAUCUAGUCUAUCAACCUGUUUGCAGCUUCUAUGGGACGGCUGAAUUACCUAAUACAUCAUUGGAUUCUGGUCAUGUUGGUACAGCUGUUUGUAAAUUGGGUCUGUUUAAAAAACCUCAUCAGCUUCGCAAUGAAAUUUGUCAUAGUAGAGAAUAUACGCCUACAGAUACAUCUUGUGGUACCAAUCGAAGUGGAAUUAUUCAUGGUCUUAGAAGGGGCACACGAUCAUUUUCAACAAGUACUCUAUGGGCUACCUUACAGUUGAGUAUUCAAGGUAUAAGAGCUCUUCAAUCUAUUGCAGAAACGGCUUACGAUUUAGUUACACCAGGACCAGCUUUACGUAGUCGACGAUUAUAUUUAAGACAACCAGCUGAUAUACGCGAAGGAUUCGGUAAUGCUGUAAAUGUAUUGACGCGAGGAUUUCAAAUGGUAGCAGAAGAUUUGUGUGGUGCUACUGCAUUACCAUCAGAAGUUGAAAUUGGAUAUAAAGGUCCAGUUGGAAUGGUUGGUGAUGUGUUACGUCAAAUACCACCAACUAUGGUCACGCCCAUAGUGGCCAGCUGUGAAGUAACAGCAAAUAUUCUCGGGGGUUUACGUAACCAACUUAGACCUGAAGCUAAAGUUGAGGAUGAACAAAAGUGGAAGAAUACUUACGGCUUAUAAUUAAAAAAAUGUAAUAAAUGAUAAAAGAUAGAUCCUUUUUAUUCCGCUUGCACAUAAAAACGUCAAAAAGUGUAUAAAUUAUGAAAAAUGAGAACUUUUCAAUUUUGAAACACUUAAUUACUUGCCUUUCUCCUGUUACUGAUCACUUCUAAACCCUUUUUUUCGCACAUUAACUAACUUCAGAUAAAUAUUCAUUUAACUAAUAUGUCUUUCGUUAUUUUCUCAUUUAUCUUUAAUCCUCAGCCAAUUAUUUAUGAGAGUACAUUGGAUGUAAAUUUUGUGAUUUUUGCGAACUUGAAUUAAACCCCCUUUUUCUCUAUUUCCCGCUCUCCUUUAUUAUGUUCACUCUGCAAUGCUGUUGCCGCUGUUAUUAUUCUUAUUAAUUCCAUUCAGUUUCACUUCUAUUUUCUAUUCUUCAGCUUAUUUUGCUUUUCCCUUAAAUUAUACUUUCAAUGAUGUGGCUUAUUUUUAUUUAUCAAAGAAUAAAAACAAAGGCCAGAUUGAGUAUCUAGUGGGUCGUGUUAAUAAUAAUGAACAACAGUUUUCUUACUGUGCAUAAAUUUUCUAGAUAUUUCAAA
Messenger RNA from Schistosoma margrebowiei, 11839 nucleotides. The record is from the annotation of a GenBank genome assembly. NCBI's taxonomy places the organism in Eukaryota, Metazoa, Platyhelminthes, Trematoda, Strigeidida, Schistosomatidae.